UGUUUAUACUGUUGUGAUGACAGUAAAUUAAUUGUUGAAAAAACAAUUAAAACUUGAAAUUAAUUUUAAAAAAUUGAAAUACAAACAAUUAUGGGUGUACAACCUGAAGAAUUAAUUAUUAAUAAGUCGGAAAAAAAUCCAAUUGUAUUUUUUGACAUCUCCAUAGAUGGUGAAAACGCGGGCCGAAUUAUUUUUGAAUUAUUCAAAGAUGUUACUCCACGCACUGCUGAAAAUUUCCGUGCUCUUUGCACUGGAGAAAAAGGAAUUGGGAUAAAUGGAAAAAAAUUACAUUACAAAGGAUCAGUAUUUCAUAAAAUUGUUCCUCAGUUUAUGAUCCAAGGAGGAGAUAUAAUAAAUUUCGAUGGAACUGGAGGAGAAAGCAUCUACGGUGCUCAUUUUGAAGAUGAAAAUUUUAAACUUAGUCACUCAGCAAAAGGAUUAUUAAGCACAGUAAACAAAGGACAGCCGGAUACCAAUAAUUCUCAAUUUAUUAUAACAACGGAAGCUAGUAAUCAUUUAGAUAAUACGAAUGUAGUAUUUGGAAAAGUUAUAAGAGGUAUGGGCGUAGUGCAAGAAAUUAGUGAAGGUCCAGUAAAUAACGACAAACCUUUACAGGUAUCUAAAAUUAUUGACUGCGGAGAAAUUAAGGAGGGAGAAGACUGGGGACUUGUUAAAGUUGAUGAAUCAUCUGAUACUUAUCCAGACUGGCCUGAUGAUUGGGAUUAUGCAUUAAACAUUGAUAAAAGUGAAAUAGAUCAUCAUUGUGUUAAGGAAGCAAUUGAUAAAAUAAAGAAUGCUGGAAAUUAUUACUAUUCUCAAAAAAAUUACAACAAAGCUAGUAGGAAAUAUAAAAAAGCUUUGAGAUAUUAUGAUUGGUUGAUGAAAUCUUGUAAUACUCCGAAUAAUUUAGAACAAAAUCUAUUAGAAUCAAAAAUAUCAAUUAUAUUAAAUCAAGCUAUAGUUGAAUUGAAAAAAGAACAAUACCGAAAAGCAUUGGAGCACUGCAAUAUGGUACUGUCUAUUGAUAAAUCAAAUAAUAAAGCUUUAUUUAGACGAAGUCAAGCUUAUGUUGGUUUAAAUGAUUAUAAACUUGGUCUUGCAGAUUUAGAAUUACUACUAUCAAUGAAUCCAAAAGAUUCAACCGUUAUACAAGAGAUAGAAAAAUUAAAGAAAUUAAUGAAAAAAUAUUUAAAUUAUGAGAAAGAGUCAUUCAAAAGAAUGUUCAAAUAAAUAUUUUUACUGAUUCAAUUUAUAAAUGUUUGAUACAAUAAUCUACAACAAAGGCACUAUAAUUAAAUGUAUAUACUACUUAUGAGAACUGUUUAAAAAAUUAAGAAGUUUUAAAAAAAAUGACUUUCACUUAAAUUAAUAAAUAUUUAUAUGUACUUAUGAGAUAUAUUUAAUAAACUUUUACUGAUAAAGAAAAAUCAUAUUCAAAUAAUAAUUUGUCACAAAAAAUAUUAAUAAAUUAUUUUCAUGUUGGAAAAGUAUGGAACGAUCUGAAAUUAACUCAAGUUUAUGUUAGAGAUAAUAGUGGGAUUUACUAAAAUGCUAGUUUACGGUUAAUACGAAUAAUUAAAUAACAACUCUAUUCCAAAGUUAUUUAUACAAUGUUUAUAUUUUGUACUUCAAUAAACCUUUUAUGCUAUUUGGUAUCAUCAUGUAAAUUUAAUUACAAGAACAAGUCUGCACAAACCGAUUGACUUAUGAAUUUGUGCAUUAAUUAAAUACUAUACAAUAGUAAUAUCAUAUAUUGCAUGUGAACAGUACGAAUAUAGCGUUCGCAGAACAAUACUAUAUAUCAAAGCUGCAAUAAUCAAUAAAUCUUAUUCGUAAUUUAAUGAAAAUUCUUAAUAUUGAUAGUAAGUAGUGGAAGCAUAAAAUGAUAAAUCAAUAUAAAAAGAAAUUAACUUAUUGAGUUAGACGUGUAACUUCUGAUACUAAUUCAACACUUUUCAUGCUAAAUACUCAUGAGUAAUAUAAUUAAAAUAAAUACUAAAUUCACAAAUUGUUUUAAAUACGUUAAAUUUGACUAGACAUCUUCAAGAUCUUACUUCAAAUUAUUUCCACACUUAUUUAAGCUUACCUA
This is a messenger RNA of Chelonus insularis, 2089 nucleotides long. RefSeq names its product peptidyl-prolyl cis-trans isomerase-like (gene Cyp40). Gene Ontology annotation, molecular function: protein binding; peptidyl-prolyl cis-trans isomerase activity. The transcript is spliced from 6 exons. The coding region runs from base 91 to 1230 and encodes 379 amino acids. Gene Ontology annotation, biological process: protein peptidyl-prolyl isomerization. Lineage: Eukaryota; Metazoa; Arthropoda; Insecta; Hymenoptera; Braconidae. The record is from RefSeq and is a predicted model, not a curated record.